This is a messenger RNA of Entamoeba invadens IP1, 591 nucleotides long. RefSeq lists its product as hypothetical. Lineage: Eukaryota; Evosea; Mastigamoebida; Endamoebidae. The record is from RefSeq and is a predicted model, not a curated record. The transcript has a single exon. The coding region runs from base 1 to 591 and encodes 196 amino acids.
AUGAAUGGAAGUGACUCGAAACAACGAGAUAUAACUGUUCAAGACUUUAAAGUGGAGACUCUACUGAAACUGGCAAAUGGAAUACACAAGAACCCAUUACAAAGUGUUGUUUAUGACUCAAACGUCGAUGAAUGGAGUUCGGAACUGGUGAAGAAGAAGGUCAACACAUACACUAAUAUAACUCUCUUUGUAUUCACUAAUUCAGACUACGUCUUUGGACUUCAUGCAAAUGACAUUCGAUUGGCUCAACAAAACUCAUUCUCGGAGAGUUCAUCCCACUUCCUCUUCACUUACAAAAACACUCUAAAAGGCCUUUCACAAGAUGAGAUGGCGAAAGGCAAUAUUCUUCCCAAAAUAAUCCACCCAAAGCGCUUCAGUCAGUCGACUCUUUUAUUCUCAGACACUAAGGCACAAUUGUUUCAAACUGGCGCCUUCAUUAUUCAGCUUGAUAAUACCCACAACACAAGUUUCAUAGACAACAACAUGUUCUUAAGGUACACCAACGUCGAACGACAAGACUUUGUUCCCGACAAGAUGUACUUCUUUGGUACACUGCGAGUGGUCUUGAUUGCUUCAUAUAACUGGAGAUAA